Chenopodium quinoa (quinoa) is the source of this 1772-nucleotide messenger RNA. Its product is annotated as flotillin-like protein 3. NCBI's taxonomy places the organism in Eukaryota, Viridiplantae, Streptophyta, Magnoliopsida, Caryophyllales, Amaranthaceae. The record is from RefSeq and is a predicted model, not a curated record. Gene Ontology annotation, cellular component: plasma membrane; plasma membrane raft. The transcript is spliced from 3 exons. The coding region runs from base 138 to 1586 and encodes 482 amino acids. Gene Ontology annotation, biological process: protein localization to plasma membrane.
UCUUAUCAAACCAAUCAUAAAUCAUCCUGCAUUUGUAGGUCGUACAACAAUUUGGUCUUACACCUAGAUCAGCAUUGAAAUUUUUUGCCAUUAUAUAUCAAGAAUUUAAUUUGUGUAAAAAAAAACAAAAACACAACAUGUUUUUCAAUAUAGCGAGUGCAUCAGAAUAUUUAGUAGUAACCGGGGCAGGAAUUUCGGAUAUAAAGCUAGCCAAGAAGGCAUGGGUUCUACCAGGGCAAUCAUGCACCAAAUUCGACAUUUCACCGGUCAACUACACCUUCGAGGUGCAAGCCAUGAGCUCAGAGAAGCUGCCAUUCAUCCUGCCAGCAGUGUUUACCAUAGGGCCUAGAGUCGACAAUGAUGAUUCACUCAUGAAGUAUGCCAAACUCAUUGCUCCUCAUGACAAACACUCCCACCAUGUGGAGGAGCUUGUCCAAGGUGUGAUCGAGGGUGAGACACGAGUACUUGCUGCCUCCAUGACCAUGGAGGAGGUUUUUAGUGGGGCUAAGAAGUUUAAGCAAGAGGUCUUUGAAAAGGUGCAGCUUGAACUUAAUCAGUUUGGAUUGCUCAUUUAUAAUGCAAAUAUCAAGCAAUUGGUGGAUAUUCCUGGCCAUGAGUACUUUUCUUAUUUGGGCCAAAAGACCCAAAUGGAGGCUGCCAAUCAGGCCAAGAUUGAUGUUGCAGAAGCAAGAAAGAAGGGAGAGAUAGGAUCGAAGUUGAGGGAUGGAGAAACGUUGCAAUACGCGUCAAAGAUUGAUGCAGAAACAAGGAUAAUAUCAGUGCAAAGGAAAGGAGGAGCACAGAAGGAAGAGAUAAAGGUGAAGGCAGAGGUGCAAAUAUACGAGAAUGAAAGGUUGGCUGAGGUGGCAGAAGCGAAUGCUGAGUUGGCAACAAAGCAGGCUAGUUGGACUAAAGAAACACAGGUUGCUGAGGUGGAAGCUGAUAAAGCAGUCAAACUUAGAGAAGCUGAGUUGCAAAGAGAAGUUGAGAGGAUGAACGCUUUGACUCAAACCGAAAAAUUGAAGGCUGAGUUUUUGAGUAAAGCUAGUGUUGAGUAUGAAACUAAGGUACAAGAAGCGAAUUGGGAGUUAUACCAACAACAAAAGGCAGCGGAGGCAACUCUAUUCAAGAAAGAAAAGGAGGCCGAAGCACAAAAGGCACUUGCUCAAGCAGCAUUUUACUCUCGUCAACAAGCAGCUGAUGCCGACCUUUAUGCAAAGCAAAAGGAAGCAGAAGGAAUACUAGCACUUGCCCAAGCACAAGGUACCUAUUUACGUACCCUAUUAGAGGCACUUGGGGGCAAUUACGCAGCUCUAAGGGACUACAUGAUGAUUAACAACGGCAUGUUUCAAGACAUUGCUAAAAUUAAUGCCGAGGGUAUCAAGGGCUUGCAACCUAAGAUUAGUGUGUGGACAAAUGGUGGUGAGGGAUCGAAUGAUAAGACAGCCGGUGGUACAGCAAUGGCAGAGGUCGCAAAUAUCUAUCGAACUUUGCCACCAUUGUUCAAGACAGUUCAAGAACAAACUGGGAUGGUUCCACCUUCAUGGUUGGGCUCACUCAAGGACACUGGUAAUACAUAUGAUUGAGACGAUUUAAUUCCAAAUUCCCAUGAUUUACGCUAUUCUUCUGCUACUCGUCAAGUUUAUGACUAUACGUUUUGUUGUUGAGCGGUUUAGACUUCAGAGCUUUAUUGUAUCAUUCAUAUAAUCAUAUGUAUGACAAUAAUUUUAAUUGAGUUUUUGUCGCUAACUAAUGUGCAAUAUGCAUUUGCA